Messenger RNA from Callorhinchus milii (elephant shark), 4888 nucleotides. It is a transcript of the gene scaf1, whose product is annotated as SR-related CTD-associated factor 1. The record is from RefSeq and is a predicted model, not a curated record. Bases 156 to 4775 code for a protein of 1539 amino acids. Gene Ontology annotation, molecular function: RNA polymerase II C-terminal domain binding. The transcript is spliced from 11 exons. NCBI's taxonomy places the organism in Eukaryota, Metazoa, Chordata, Chondrichthyes, Chimaeriformes, Callorhinchidae.
CCUUACAGUACCUGAUUGACUUGAACGCAGUUUCGCAGCGACCGAACUCCGGUGACACCAACCACCAGCGAGAAUCCAGGAAAGCAGUGAGGAGGAGAAAGACAUGCGGUGCUGUGCGAACAGGCGCCGCGACAUCCCGGAACUCGCCGGAACCCAUGACGGGCGACAUACGGAUCGCGGACGACCGCGGCAGCACCAACACGGAGCAAGAGAUGGCCUCGGUCUUGCUCUCCCACAUCGCCAGCGCCUUGGAGCGGGUCGGAAGUGCGUACGGAGCCACAUUGAGGUCGCGGCUGAGUCCCGAACCGGAUUCUUUAGGGGAUCUGGAUGUCUCUUACUUUGGCAGACUGGAGCCAGAAAGCAGGGAGUCUGAGCUGCAGGAAAGUGGCAGUGCCAGCCUGGGAGUCCGGGUGGUACACCACCCGGGCUUUAUCCUGAAAAAAGAUCGUGCUUGGCGAUACCGCAAAUCAGUGUGUGCCAGCGUUCGGAGUCCAUUGCAGAGAGUGAUGCCCGUACAGGAGGACCUGCUUUACCGAGGUUGCCCGUGUAGCGCAGGGCCUCCCGACCUGGGGCGGAUUGGGAGCAGGCGUUUCUUCGACCGGAAGACCAGGAGGCCCUCGGAACCGGACGAUUUCCCCUCGGAAACCCUUGGUCAUGGCUCCCAUCCUCCAGCCCCAACGGACACUCUGGGUGACGUCAGCGCCAGACACCAAAGUCUAAGGACAGAGCUGAGCGUGCGUUCGGAGCGGGGGGGUUACUCCCCCGUCCUGGGGGGCUUGAGGUCGCGGAGAACGCUGCCGCCCGGACCCCUGGCUUGCCCGGACUCUCUCCUGAAGAGGCUGACGGGGGUCGGGGGGGAUUCCCAUCCUCCCGGCGCAGGGGCCGGGGCGGGGCCAGGCUGGGGCUUGGUGCUCGGGCAAGGCAGCGGAAUCUCCAACGGGCAACAGAGACCCUUAAAGGGAGGGGGCUGCUCGGGGGCGGAGAGCCAGGCCGGCUCUUCCCGAGCCUGCCUGGAGAAGGGGGAUUCCGGGUCAGUGUCCUAUCAGCAGAAUGUGGCGGGGCGGGGAGGGGGAGGCGGGGGCUGCUCCGAUUCCCGUCUCCCCCACGACGUGUACGACCCCUUCAGCCCCACGAAUGAGGAGAAUGUCAACGGGGAAAUGUCGGCCGGGGGGCGGUGGUCUCAGGAGAGGGGGGGGGAGGAGGAGGAGGAGGAUGAUGAGGAGGAGGAGGAAGGGGAAGGUCAGGAGCAACGAGAGAGGGGGAACGAGGAAGAGAAUGAGGAGAAGUACGACCCCUUCGAUCCCACCGGCUCCAUGGGGAGCUCCAGCGACCUGACCCCCAUCCGCGAGGACUCCGAGGGCGAGCUGAAGAUCGUGAGCGACGCAGAGAUGAGCGAGGAGGAGGAGGAAGAAGACGAUGACGAGGAGGAGGAGGAGGAAGAGGAGGAGUGUUUGAGCCCGGAGUACGAGGAGGACGUGUCUCCGCGCUCGGCGGGGUGCGUGUCCGAGCCGGGGGUCCAAGCGGAACCCCCCGUCCUGGCGAGACGGGGACUGAGGCCUACAGCUCCCCCGAGACCAGGGCCUUGGAGCGUGAGGGGGUGCAGGGGCAAAGCGAGCAAGGUGGAGACCCCGAUAUGGAGACGGAGAAGAUGGGCUCCUCUGGAACCCCGGGGCCGAGCCGCGACCGGGAGAACGCCCCGAGCCGGUCCCCGAGCCAACCGGGAAAGCCACAACCAAAUCCGGGGCGCGUUCCGACCGGGACCGGAGCCGGAAUCCCCCCGGCCCGAAGCCAAGCCCGCCAGCCGGGCGGCCUCCAAGUCAGGGGCCCGGCAGAGGAGUGGCGGGGGCAAGGCGGAGGGCUCCCGCAAGGAGAAAUCGGAGGGGAAAGGCCGCUCGAAGGCCGAGCACAAGGGCAAGUCGGCUUCCGACUCCCGCUCCCACCACAAGUCCCACAGGGGGGCCGGGGAGCGCAAGGCGGAGAGGAAGGCGGAGAGGAAGGACAACCUGGUCUUCACAGUCAACAUGUCGUCCAAGUGGCCCGAGGAGUCAUACGAGGACUCGGAGAUCGAGGAGGGGGAGAUCGUCCCCCAGGAGGAGGAUCGCUUCAGCCCCGGGCGGGGGGCCAGGGGGGGGAGGGGCGGGGGCGCCGAAGAAGACGGAGCGCCGGCGCAAGGCCUCCUCCGGCCCGCGGCGGGACAAGUACCGCAAGCGCUCGCGAUCCCCGUCGGAAUCCAAGGGCCGCUCUGGCUCCCGCUCGGAGUCCAGCUCCCGGGGCCGCAAGAAGCACAAGCGGGAGCACCGCAAGGCCAAGGAGGGGCGGCGUUCCCGGUCCCGGGAGCACAAGCGCUCGACCUCCAGGAGCCGGCCCCGGCCCAACCGCAAGAAGUCCCGCUCGCGCUCCCGUUCCUGGGAGCGCCGGCGUUCCGGCUCCCGCUCCCGCCCAAAGAUCUCCAAAUCCCGCACGCGCUCCCGGGAAGGGCGGCGUUCCCGGUCGUGGUCGCCGUCCGUCAGCGCCAGCCUGCCCGCCAUCGGCUCGCUGCGGCCCUCGGCCGAGAGGUGGAAGUGCCGAGCGGCGCCCCCGCAGGUCAGGGAGAGCGCCGCGUCCUACCAUCGCUCCCGCUCGAACAGCAAGUCCCGCAAGGAGAAGCACAAGAAGGAGAAGUUCCGGGAGCCGGAGCCGUCCGGCAAACAGCGCCGCUCCCAGGACAAGGCGCCGAAGGAGAAGCGAGUCCACAGCCCGUCCCCCCGCCGGGCGAAAGAGGGGAACGAGAAGGAGAAGGACAGGGGGCGGGAGAGGGGCGAGAAAAGCACGAGAAAGCGGCGCAGGGCCGGAGGGACAGCAGGAUCGUGGUGCCCCCCUCCAUCCAGGAGCUGAACGACGACGACGACGACAUCUUGAUCAAAGCUCGCUCCAUCACCAGGACCAUCACCGUGAACAGCCUGGACGAGCGGGAGGGCCUGCUGGACGAGAAGCCCGCUCCCCCGCCCCGCCCGGCCCUCUACGACUCCGACGGGCCGGGCUUCGAGAACAGUUUCUCCGACGGGGGGGAGAGGGGCGGGGAGCCGGCCCCGGGAAAGGCGGGCGGCGCGGGUGGCAAGAACGAGCGGCGGGGGGGAGCGGGCGAUGGGUGCCACGAGAAGGGCAGCCGAGCCCUCCAGUCCGGCUCCAAGGCGGCCAAGAGCAAGGACAGGAAACGACUGCAUCCGGACGACAAGCCGGUCAAGGAGAAGCGCAAGAAGAAAGCGUUGGGCGGGCAGAAGGGGGCGUGCGGGGCGGAGGGGCUGAAGCCGGAGAAGAAGGGGAAGGAGCACCCGGUGGAGGUCCAAACAGUUAAGAAGUCCGGCAAGUCCUCCUCCUCCUCGUCGGCCAAAGAGCAGGCGCCCAGGAAGGUCAAGCUCCAAUCCAAGGUGGCCGUACUGAUCCGCGAUGGGGUCACCAGCUCCACGGUCUCGCUGAAGGAGGAGCGCGGGAAGGGAGGGGGUCUGAUCGGGGUCAAGUUCAGCCGCGACAAGGAGAGCAGGUCUCCCUUCCUGAAGAGUGAGGACAGCAAGGCUCCCGAGCCCAAGCCCCCCAAACCCAGGCUCGAGAUCUCGGACCUCAAAGGUACCGGCGGAGGUGGGGGAGCUAAGCCCCUCAAAGCUUCCAAGGGGCUUCCCAAGAUGAAGUCCGCAACCAAGAAGUCCAAAGCCGGGGGGGCCAAGACCAGGGGGUCCGGGAAGAAGAGGAAGGAGCCGAAAGUGAAGCCCGCCCUUAAGAAGGCCAGCCCCAGCAGCGGGAGCAGUAAAGAGUCCAGCCCGCUGCGGCUGAAGGAGGAAUAUUCCUGGUCGGGGUCCGAGAAGUCGGACGACAAGCUGAAGCCCCCCAGCCCGACGGCCAAGGAGCCGGAGGAGCGCGAGGGCAGCCCCAUCUCGCAGGGGUCCGAGCCCCACGUCCAGACCCCCGACCCACCCUUCGUACCGAAGGAGCCCCCACAGGCCCCCCCGCCCCCGCCCCCACAGCAGCAGCAGCAGCCCCCGCCGGCCAAGGAGUACCUGGAGAACAGCGAGGCCUCGGGGAAGGUGAACGGGGAUAAGGCCCGGGCUCCCGGCAAACCACUGGCCUGGGAUCUGCAGACGGGCGGGGGCAUGCUGGCACUUACCGCCCUGCUGUUUAAGAUGGAGGAGGCCAACAGAGCAAAGGCCCAGAACUCAAUACAAGCAAUCACACAGAUAUUGAGUCAGGCCAAGCCCCCCGCACCAUCCUCCCACCCACCAGUCAGCCAGCCCUCCUCCCAGUUCCUGCUCCAGGGGGGGAUUCCGCUGGCGAGCACCGCGACCGGCUUGCCCCCCCUCUCGGGACCCACCGCCCACCCGCCCGCCAGCACGUCGGGCAAGUUGAACACCACCUCGCUGGAGAACGCAGACACCACCAAGAGCGAGGGCACCAGCUUCAUCGACAGCAGCAUGGACUCUGAUCGGUACCUGAAGAAGCUGCACACGCAGGAGCGAGCGGUGGAGGAGGUGAAGCUUGCCAUCAAACCCUUCUAUCAGAGGAAAGAAAUCAACAAGGAGGACUACAAGGACAUCCUCCGCAAGGCUGUACAUAAGAUCUGCCACAGUAAGAGCGGCGAAAUUAACCCCAUGAAGGUGGCCACCCUGGUGAAAGCGUACGUGGACAAAUACAAGUACGCCAGGAAACACGGCAAGAGGGUGGACGAACCGCCUCCCGGCCGACAGAGCAACGGCAAAGAGAGCAGGAAGUUAGACAAACACGGCAAAUUCUUACCACCCACGUAAAAACGCACACAACAGCCCCCCCCCCCCCCACCACACCACACACCUACAGCGAGCAGAAACGAGAGACCGGUUUUAUUAUUUUACUGAAAUAAUUUUACACGACCCUCUCCCCC